AUGGGUCCAGACAAAGUCACGGGUCUGCAGCCAAAAGACGGCUCCUACAAGUGGGUGGGAUCAUCAGAGGGUGGGAUCAUCAGAGGGAUCAUCAGAGGGAGGGUGGGAUCAUCAGAGGGUGGGAUCAUCAGAGGGUGGGUGGGAACAUCAGAGGGAUCAUCAGAGGGUGGGUGGGAACAUCAGAGGGAUCAUCAGAGGGUGGGUGGGAUCAUCAGAGGGAUCAUCAGAGGGUGGGUGGGAUCAUCAGAGGGAUCAUCAGAGGGAGGGUGGGAUCAUCAGAGGGUGGGUGGGAACAUCAGAGGGAUCAUCAGAGGGUGGGUGGGAACAUCAGAGGGAUCAUCAGAGGGUGGGUGGGAACAUCAGAGGGAUCAUCAGAGGGUGGGUGGGAUCAUCAGAGGGAUCAUCAGAGGGAGGGUGGGAUCAUCAAAGAGUGGGUGGGAUCAUCAGAGGGUGGGUGGGGUCAUCAGAAGGGUCAUCCGAGGGUGGGUGGGGUCAUCAGAGGGUGGGUGGGGUCAUCAGAGGGUGGAUGGGAUCAUCAAAGAGUGGGUGGGGUCAUCAGAAGGGUCAUCCGAGGGUGGGUGGGGUCAUCAGAAGGGUCAUCCGAGGGUGGGUGGGGUCAUCAGAGGGAGGGUGGGAUCAUCAGAGGGUGGGUGGGGUCAUCAGAGGGUGGGUGGGGUCAUCAGAGGGUGGGUGGGGUCAUCAGAGGGUAGGUGGGAUCAUCAGAGGGUGGGUGGGAUCAUCAGAGGGUGGGUGGGAUCAUCAGAGGGUGGGUGGGGUCAUCAGAGGGUGGGUGGGGUCAUCAGAGGGAGGGUGGGAUCAUCAGAGGGUGGGUGGGGUCAUCAGAGGGUGGAUGGGAUCAUCAAAGAGUGGGUGGGGUCAUCAGAGGGUAGGUGGGGUCAUCAGAGGGUGGGUGGGAUCAUCAGAGGGUGGGUGGGAACAUCAGAGUGUAGGUGGGAUCAUCAGAGGGUGGGUGGGAACAUCAGAGGGUGGGUGGGGUCAUCAGAGGGUAGGUGGGAUCAUCAGAGGGUGGGUGGGAACAUCAGAGGGUGGGUGGGAUCAUCAGAGGGUGGGUGGGGUCAUCAGAGGGUAGGUGGGAUCAUCAGAGGGUGGGUGGGGUCAUCAGAGGGUGGGUGGGGUCAUCAGAGGGUGGGUGGGAUCAUCAGAGGGUGGGUGGGGUCAUCAGAGGGUAGGUGGGAUCAUCAGAGGGUGGGUGGGGUCAUCAGAGGGUGGGUGGGGUCAUCAGAGGGUGGGUGGGAACAUCAGAGGGUGGGUGGGGUCAUCAGAGGGUGGGUGGGAUCAUCAGAGGGUGGGUGGGGUCAUCAGAGGGUGGGUGGGGUCAUCAGAGGGUGGGUGGGAUCAUCAGAGGGUGGGUGGGGUCAUCAGAGGGUAGGUGGGAUCAUCAGAGGGUGGGUGGGAUCAUCAGAGGGUGGGUGGGAACAUCAGAGGAGGGAGGGUGGGAUCAUCAGAGGGUGGGUGGGGUCAUCAGAGGGUGGGUGGGAUCAUCAGAGGGUGGGUGGGGUCAUCAGAGGGUGGGUGGGAACAUCAGAGGGUGGGUGGGAUCAUCAGAGGGUGGGUGGGGGUCAUCAGAGGGUGGGUGGGGUCAUCAGAGGGUGGGUGGGGUCAUCAGAGGGUGGGUGGGAACAUCAGAGGGUGGGUGGGAACAUCAGAGGGUGGGUGGGAACAUCAGAGGGUGGGUGGGGUCAUCAGAGGGUGGGUGGGAUCAUCAGAGGGUGGGUGGGGUCAUCAGAGGGUAGGUGGGAUCAUCAGAGGGUGGGUGGGAACAUCAGAGGGUGGGUGGGAUCAUCAGAGGGUGGGUGGGGUCAUCAGAGGGUGGGUGGGGUCAUCAGAGGGUGGGUGGGAUCAUCAGAGGGUGGGUGGGGUCAUCAGAGGGUAGGUGGGAUCAUCAGAGGGAGGGUGGGGUCAUCAGAGGGUGGGUGGGGUCAUCAGAGGGUGGGUGGGAUCAUCAGAGGGUGGGUGGGGUCAUCAGAGGGUAGGUGGGAUCAUCAGAGGGUGGGUGGGGUCAUCAGAGGGUGGGUGGGGUCAUCAGAGGGUGGGUGGGAUCAUCAGAGGGUGGGUGGGGUCAUCAGAGGAGGGAUCAUCAGAGGGUGGGUGGGAACAUCAGAGGGAUCAUCAGAGGGUGGGUGGGAUCAUCAGAGGGUGGGUGGGAUCAUCAGAGGGUGGGAUCAUCAGAGGGAGGGUGGGAUCAUCAAAGAGUGGGUGGGAUCAUCAGAGGGUGGGUGGGAUCAUCAGAGGGUGGAUGGGAUCAUCAGAGGGUGGGUGGGAACAUCAGAGGGAUCAUCAGAGGGUAGGUAUGAUCAUCAGAGGGUGGGUGGGAUCAUCAGAGGGUGGGAUCAUCAGAGGGAGGGUGGGAUCAUCAAAGAGUGGGUGGGAUCAUCAGAAGGGUCAUCCGAGGGUGGGUGGGGUCAUCAGAGGGAGGGUGGGAUCAUCAGAGGGUGGGUGGGAUCAUCAGAGGGGGGGUGGGGUCAUCAGAGGGUGGGUGGGGUCAUCAGAGGGUGGGUGGGGUCAUCAGAGGGUGGGUGGGGUCAUCAGAGGGUAGGUGGGAUCAUCAGAGGGUGGGUGGGGUCAUCAGAGGGUGGGUGGGGUCAUCAGAGGGUGGGUGGGAUCAUCAGAGGGUGGGUGGGGUCAUCAGAGGGUAGGUGGGAUCAUCAGAGGGUGGGUGGGGUCAUCAGAGGGUGGGUGGGGUCAUCAGAGGGUGGGUGGGAACAUCAGAGGGUGGGUGGGGUCAUCAGAGGGUGGGUGGGAUCAUCAGAGGGUGGGUGGGAUCAUCAGAGGGUGGGUGGGGUCAUCAGAGGGUGGGUGGGGUCAUCAGAGGGUGGGUGGGAACAUCAGAGGGUGGGUGGGGUCAUCAAAGAGUGGGUGGGAUCAUCAGAAGGGUCAUCCGAGGGUGGGUGGGGUCAUCAGAGGGAGGGUGGGAUCAUCAGAGGGUGGGUGGGGUCAUCAGAGGGUGGGUGGGAUCAUCAGAGGGGGGGUGGGGUCAUCAGAGGGUGGGUGGGAUCAUCAGAGGGUGGGUGGGGUCAUCAGAGGGUAGGUGGGAUCAUCAGAGGGUGGGUGGGGUCAUCAGAGGGUGGGUGGGGUCAUCAGAGGGUGGGUGGGAACAUCAGAGGGUGGGUGGGGUCAUCAGAGGGUGGGUGGGAUCAUCAGAGGGUGGGUGGGAUCAUCAGAGGGUGGGUGGGGUCAUCAGAGGGUGGGUGGGGUCAUCAGAGGGUGGGUGGGAACAUCAGAGGGUGGGUGGGAUCAUCAGAGGGUGGGUGGGAACAUCAGAGGGUGGGUGGGAUCAUCAGAGGGGGGGUGGGAUCAUCAGAAGGGUCAUCAGAGGGUGGGUGGGAACAUCAGAGGGUGGAUGGGAACAUCAGAGGGUGGGUGGGGUCAUCAAAGAGUGGGUGGGAUCAUCAGAAGGGUCAUCCGAGGGUGGGUGGGGUCAUCAGAGGGAGGGUGGGAUCAUCAGAGGGUGGGUGGGGUCAUCAGAGGGUGGGUGGGAUCAUCAGAGGGGGGGUGGGAUCAUCAGAGGGUGGGUGGGGUCAUCAGAGGGUGGGUGGGAUCAUCAGAGGGGGGGUGGGGUCAUCAGAGGGUGGGGUGGGGUCAUCAGAGGGUGGGUGGGGUCAUCAGAGGGUGGGUGGGGUCAUCAGAGGAGGGUGGGUGGGAUCAUCAGAGGGGGGGUGGGGUCAUCAGAGGGUAGGUGGGAUCAUCAGAGGGUGGGUGGGGUCAUCAGAGGGUGGGUGGGGUCAUCAGAGGGUGGGUGGGAACAUCAGAGGGUGGGUGGGGUCAUCAGAGGGUGGGUGGGAUCAUCAGAGGGUGGGUGGGAUCAUCAGAGGGUGGGUGGGGUCAUCAGAGGGUGGGUGGGGUCAUCAGAGGGUGGGUGGGAACAUCAGAGGGUGGGUGGGGUCAUCAAAGAGUGGGUGGGAUCAUCAGAAGGGUCAUCAGAGGGUGGGUGGGGUCAUCAGAGGGAGGGUGGGAUCAUCAGAGGGUGGGUGGGAUCAUCAGAGGGUGGGUGGGAUCAUCAGAGGGUGGGUGGGAACAUCAGAGGGUGGGUGGGGUCAUCAGAGGGUGGGUGGGGUCAUCAGAGGGUGGGUGGGAUCAUCAGAGGGUAGGUGGGAUCAUCAGAGGGUGGGUGGGAACAUCAGAGGGUGGGUGGGAUCAUCAGAGGGUGGGUGGGGUCAUCAGAGGGUAGGUGGGAUCAUCAGAGGGUGGGUGGGGUCAUCAGAGGGUGGGUGGGGUCAUCAGAGGGUGGGUGGGAUCAUCAGAGGGUGGGUGGGAUCAUCAGAGGGUGGGUGGGAACAUCAGAGGGUGGGUGGGGUCAUCAGAGGGUGGGUGGGGUCAUCAGAGGGUGGGUGGGAUCAUCAGAGGGUGGGUGGGGUCAUCAGAGGGUGGGUGGGGUCAUCAGAGGGUGGGUGGGAUCAUCAGAGGGUGGGUGGGGUCAUUCUCCGCAGCAGCUGUUUGAGAGUAAACAGAUUUGGCUGCUGGCUGUUUUGUUUUCGGACAUUUUAA
Messenger RNA from Knipowitschia caucasica, 4506 nucleotides. The record is from the annotation of a GenBank genome assembly. Lineage: Eukaryota; Metazoa; Chordata; Actinopteri; Gobiiformes; Gobiidae.